GCAGUAUAAAAAACCGAUAGUUACCAACACUGGAGUACAUAAACAUAAACAAAAAGCGGAAUUUGCAGCCACUACUUAAAUUUCACUGCAGUUUCAAAUAGUCAAUUCGCAAGUCUCCUUUGCCCGCGAUGAACAACCGGUUCCUGCCAAAUCUAGAGUACUUGCUGCAGGGAUCCAUUCUGGACUCUGCCGUGGAGCACUUGAUGCACAGGCUCAAGGGACUCUGCGACAAUGUAGAUACAUCUCCGGAGCCCUUCCACGACCUGGAGGUGUGCAUGAGCCUGCGCCAGCCCAACACCCCUCAGCCAUUGCUGCUCCGCGUGCGCCGGGCCCUCGGACGCGACGCUCCCUUCCAGAUGCGCUACCUGGGCAACCCCGAGGUGGACCAGCGACGACCCACGCUUGUGCGCAACUGCAUGGACUGUGCUUGUAGCAAUGGCAUUCUUGAGUUCCUCACGGAGAUGGGUUUCCGCCUGGAGUUUGAGUACAUAGCCAAAGGCUACAUGUUCCGCAAGGGUCGCAUGAAGAUCACCGUCUCCAAGCUCAUCAAAAUCAUACCCGGCAAACAGCAGGACAUGGCCAACGAGCCAAUCUCGCAGAGCUACAUCGUGGAACUCUCCGUAGUGGCGCCCACGGGGCAGGAGGACGUCGGCGAGGAGAUGCGGGUGUUUGCCGAGCAGCUGAAGCCGCUGGUGCAGCUCGAGAAGAUCGACUACAAGCGGUUGGGCGGCAUGCCGUAGUGCAAAUAAAGGUGCACUUCGUAAUUCUUCAACAGUAAUUUAAUUGCAUAGAGAUUAGGACAUAGAAAAAUAUACAGACAUCAGGAAUCGAGA
This is a messenger RNA of Drosophila rhopaloa, 833 nucleotides long. RefSeq names its product mediator of RNA polymerase II transcription subunit 18 (gene MED18). Gene Ontology annotation, cellular component: core mediator complex; mediator complex. The transcript has 3 exons. Gene Ontology annotation, biological process: termination of RNA polymerase II transcription; regulation of transcription by RNA polymerase II. Lineage: Eukaryota; Metazoa; Arthropoda; Insecta; Diptera; Drosophilidae. Bases 129 to 740 code for a protein of 203 amino acids. The record is from RefSeq and is a predicted model, not a curated record. Gene Ontology annotation, molecular function: transcription coregulator activity.